AUGGCAGCGAAGCCAAUUUUCGUCGAUGAGCCAUGGAAUCCACAGCCUAGAAAUACAAGUGUCGCCAAUAGAAGUGUCGUUGUUAAAAACCUAUCACCCUCGACAAGCAAGGAGGCGAUAAUCAUUUACUUUCAGAGGCGAAGAAAUGGUGGAGGUGAAGUCGACGAUGUUUGCUUACGAAGCGAAGGUGUAGCAGUUGUUACAUUUGAAAAAGAAGAAGGUUGGUUAGAUCUAUUGAUUUUGAAAAUCAUUUCGAUCGCCUUCAAACUGCAGUCAGCUUUAGUUGAAACACCGAUAACUGCGAUACUUUCACGGAGAUUAACUGUCGAUCCAUGACGAAAUGGCUCGAUUAGCUAUCAAAAUAUCGAAGUCACUUGCUCCAUUUCUUUAUUCAGAGGUGAUUUGAUUCGAGGUGUUUGAAUGUUCUCAUCACUUUCAGCGGCAAUAAACACCAUCGAAAACGGAAGUUUGCUGAAAACGAAACUUUCGAGACAAGCGCUACAAAUUUUCCUCGGGAAAGCCCCUACACCUUCAAUGUUUAGCAGGUCUUGGGAGUCGAAUAUGUAAUCAUCGUAUACAUUCCUUUAUGAAGUGUUGUGGCGUGUAAUUUAAAGAAAGGAAUGAUAAGUGUUCGUCUGGCUUAGAACCAACUGGUGAAAUGUUCAUGUUCACUACAAACAGCUUGCAUGAGAGAAUUUGCAUACACAAGAAACAAUUGGAAAUAUAACUACAAAAGAUGUCACGCAGUCACGAAACAUUAAUUUACAUUUCACGCAUUUCACGCAAGUCACGAUCCUUAAAGAAAAAGAAAAUAGAUUAUCGAAGGUAGAACUUAUGAACAGAACAGAUUUACCUAGAAACGCGUUUGCUACAAUCAACACUCUCUCCUGGAAAUUUAACAUAUUCUACCAAUCAAGCAAAUGUCGAAAUUAAAGAGAAUUUUAGUAGUAUUCGUGUUUGGACAACCACAAUACUAACUGUUUCACUGUUAUUGCUCAAACGUUUUAAGUAGUAAGAUUAGGACAAGGACAGAGAGGGGGGGGGGGGGUUGAUCGCUGGUCGGGUUGGAGAGAAACUAUGAGCAUUUUGUUUGGUAGCGUUAGAUGUCUAUACAACGAACUGUAAAUAUUUAAGCUAAAUUGUAAUCUGUCAUUUUAUGUCCUGAUCAACAAAGCCUAAGGCUCUCUACGAUUUUUGAGCAGGAUCGGUUGCAGGCUGAUCCCAAAUAAUUGAUAUGUGCGGUGUGCAUUGUAAAGAGUUUAAAGGCUGACGUUUCGGGCGUUAGCACAGACGAAGGGCAAACGCUCGAAACGUCAGCCUUUAAACUCUUUACAGUGACCAAUUUGCGUUUCAACUCAGUUGAUGACACUAAAUUACCCCGUUAUACUUUCCCACCAACGCAGCACCACAGUUUCUUUAGAAACUUAUCCCCUUUGCUCAUUUGGUAACAGAGAUAACUGCUUUCAACAAAGCAUUGUUUUGCGUUGGCUCCAUGCAACAUCUCAACAUCUAGAAUCAUGAAACAUAAUUAGUAUAGUUUGUGGUUUCAGUUUAGUUUUAUUGACGAGUUGAUGAUGUAAAUCAGCUAUUGUAAAGACUUUUGAGCGUUAAACCCUUACAAUUAGCUCUGGCGACGGGCUGACGCUCGAAACGUGAGCUUUAGAAAUUUCUUUACGGUGACUAAUAUACGUUAUCAACUCAGCUGAUAAAAAGCAAUGAUUAUCUUGUAAUGGUCUGUAAAAUGUUCCCCCGCCGCAGCACCAUAGUUUAUUCAGAAACUUAUCCCCUUUAAUCCCUUUCAGUCGCAGAGUCUGUUUUGACAAGAGUACACACCAUAGAUGGCGUUCAGGUGAAAGUGGAACGAAAUGUUCAACCAUCAAACCAGGUAUUUUACGCAUAUUAGAUAUAAAAUGAUAUGUAAACCGUAACAGACGAAUUAGAGCACAAACUGGGUGAAGCGGGUAACUCGGCCGGAAGUCCAUGCUGAUGAAGAUGAUAACAUUCCCUCAUAAUGUUUAAAGGUUUGCUUUCUGAAUUUAUUUUCUACCAAAGGGAGCUGUUCAAGCUCUACCUUGUGUACUUUCAUUCUAUCGGGAGGAAAAUUAAAGUCUGUUAUCAAGGACGAACCGGUGAUAAAAUAUUGAUUAAACAACUGAUAAUGUGUUGCACAGCUUAGAAAUAUGUCAAUAUAGGAAUAAUUUUUGACUUACUGCAUACAUUACAACGCUUUCAAGGUGUUUGGCAAAGUGGCCGCCCGUCUCGAUCCACAACCAUUAGGUUUAAGCUUCUCCAGUUUGGAAGAAAUUCUACAAUCUAUCAAAGACAAAGCAGUAGUAGAGAGGAAAAGGAUUUUCGACGGCUUUGUUGUGUCCGGAACAUUUGAGGAAAUAGCAAAAGUCCGCAGCUUAUUACAGAAAAUUAUACCGAUCAGUAGUCAUCAGGGAAAGAGAGAGCCUGUGCAGACAGACUGCAGAAAGUCAGUGUAUCCGAAGGCUAUCAGAGAGUCUCCCCGAGCUGAUAAACCUUUUUUUGAACCAGCCAAUGGUCAAAAACAUCCCAACAGAAACUUGACGGGGAAGGCAAACUUGAGAGAAUCUCAAGGACGAGGAUUGAAUCAGCCCAUAAACAUGGUAAACAGCAAGGAGACAAACAAGGAAGAGGACAAAUUAGUACAUCCGGAGACAUUAACCUAUGGUUCCGCCGUUCCUUUAUUCGACUUCCCUGGUGCUGAGAGCUCGCCUAGCAUAGAACAGAAACGCGAGUCGGUGAAAACAGAACUCCGAAGCAGAGGUAGAAAUCAGAACCAAGCAAAAGCCACAAGGACAGAAGAUUCAAUGACGACAGCGGAGAGGAAAAGGAAAACAGAUGAAGCUAGGAAACUUGAAGAUGAAUUAAAAAAAUCUCAAAUUUUAGGUGUUGGUAAACGAUGGCUAAGCAGGGAAGAAGCAGAAAAGUUUAGUGACCUUGGAGGUCCCCAAAUUAUGGCCCAAAAUCAUAAACGUCCAACAGACUUAAGUGAUUAUAAAAAACACAAAGUGGAGAAUACAUUUCUUGAUGAAAAAAACAUCGAUACCCGAAGAGAAAUUCCCAUUCAAAAAGUAGCGAAUAAAGAAAUUGGUGAGAUGAGUCAAGGAACGACCACUGAAUCCUCUGCAAUAAAGAAAAGUUUUGUCGAGGACGACCCAAAUGAGAGAACAGAAAAUACUGAACUGGUUAUGGUUACGACUUCCGACGAUGCUUCGGGGUCAACCUCAGAACCAGCCCCAUUCCCUUAUGGCACUGAGCUUCGGAGCAACAACCAAAAUCAAGACGAAACAAAGCCAUUUGAAACUCUCUCGAGAAAACAACAGGGUGGUAAUAACAAUGGGCUCAGGGAUGUCAAAGAGAAGGGAAACUCUCCUUUAGACAGUGGGGGAGAAGCCGUGAGAAGUGACCACAUCGAGGAAAAUGAUAUGGAUGAAACGCAACGAAAUGAAAUCUGUGAAAAACAAGUUCAACCGCAAUCAAAGAACCCAAAGAGUCCAAAUGAAAGCAUAAAAGAACUGGAGUCCACAAUUUCUAGGGGGGAGAGCAACCAUAUUAAAUUCUCCACGGAAACUGGUAUCACCGUCGUGUUGCUUGAAGGAGACAUUACGAACCAUCAUGCAGACCUUCUCAUACGUCCAACCAAUCCAUCGCUCUGUCACAAAGAAAGAAUCUCAAAUCAAUUUCAGGACAGAGGGGGUACAUUGUUAAAAGAUGAAUUCCAAAGGAGCACACAAGGCCAAGAAACGCCAAAUUAUGGCGAAGUAUACUUUACUGAUAGUGGUAAUUUACCUUGCAAAGCUAUCCUUCAUGCAAUUCUGCCCCUUUGGACCGAGGAAAAGAAGGAUACGAAGGACCUUAAGCACUUAAUCCACGUGUGUUUAAAGAAAGGGUUGAUUUUGGCAUCACAGCAUGGACACAGAUCGGUUGCGUUACCGCCAUUAGGACAAGAGGGGAAUCCUAUUCCAGUUCGUGUCUCAGCACAGGUGACAACUCGUGUCAUCGCUUCGUUCAGCAGAAGCGUCAGUCCAUUGCACAAUGGAGUCACUGAUUUACACAUUGUGUGUAAUGAUGAUGCCACUUUCAAUGUAUUUGCCAAACAAUUGAGAGAAUUUUCAUUUCGAGACAAACAACGACCAUAUUUCGUACAGGCUGAGGACAAAACAGUACCAUAUCAAAGCAUUGGAAGAUGUGGCACUGAACUCAAAACAGUCGAACUCUCUUCGCUGAAAGGGACACCUCGUCAGGAAAACCAAAAUACGACCAUGUUACCAGUCUCUAAAACGGAUGUAGCCUCACAACCAGCCUCACUUUCUCAUGGCACAAAGAGCAGAAGAAACAAUCUAAUUCGAAACGAAACAAAGCCUUGUAAAGCUCUUCCGAAAAAUCAACAAGAUGAUGAUGAUAACAGUAGGCUGAAGAAUGUCAAAGAGGAAGAAAACGCUUUUCUCGAGAAUGGAGGAGAAGCUGUAACAAAUCACCCCAAAGACGAAACAAUGUUUACUGAAGCGCUAAAACAAAGUGAAAUAUGUGGAGAAGAAGCCCACCAACAAUCAAAGAGCCCCAAUUCAGAUGAAAGCAUUGAAGAUGCGGAGUCUUCAACAAUUGUGAUGGGUAACAACCAUGUUAAAUUCUCCACAGAAACUGGUAUCACCGUCAUGUUACUUAAAGGAAAUGUAACAAGUCACAAUGCAGACGUUCUUAUUAGUCCUGCUAAUCCAUCACUUUGUUACAAAGAGGGACUAUCUAGGCAGAUUCAAGAGACAGGGGGCAGAUCUUUAAAAGAUGAAUGCCUUAUGAUCACUCAAGGACAAAAAAUGUUAAAAUAUGGAGAGGUGCUUGUUACCGGUAGUGGUAAUUUACCUUGCAAAGCUGUUCUUCAUGCUAUUCUGCCCCUGUGGACCGACGACAAGGAGGAUAAGAAAGAGCUGAAGUGCCAAAUCCACGCUUGUCUUAAAAGUGGGCUUAUUUUGGCAUCAGGACACAGACACAGAUCGGUUGCUUUCCCUCUAUUAGGACAGGAGUGGAAUCCCAUUCCAGUUCAAGUGUCAGCAGAGGUGAUCACUCGUGUCAUUGCCACGUUUAGCGAAAGCGUUGGUCCAUUACACAGUGGAGUUACCGAUUUCCACAUAGUAUGUGAAGACGACGCCGCUUUCAAUGUAUAUGUCAAAGAGUUGAGAGAAUUUUUAUUUCGAGACAAACAACGACCACAUUUCGUACAGGCUGAGGACAAAACAGUACCAUAUCAAAGCAUUGAAAGAUAUGACACUGGGCUCAAAACAGAUGAACUCUCUUCGCUGAAAGGGACACCUUGCCAGGAAAAUCAAAAUGUUACCAUGUUACCUGUCUCUAAAUCGGAUUUAACAUCACAGCCAGCCUCAUUUUUUCAUGGCACAGAGAGCAGGAAAAACCGUCUAACUCAAAACGAAGCAAAACCUUGUAAAGCUCUUCCGAAAAAUCAACAAGAUGAUGAUGAUAACAGUGGGCUGAAGAAUGUCAAAGAGGAAGAAAACGCUUUUCUCGAGAAUGGAGGAGAAGCUGUAACAAAUCACCCCAAAGACGAAACAAUGUUUACUGAAGCGCUAAAACAAAGUGAAACAUGUGGAGAAGAAGCCCACCAACAACCAAAGAGCCCCAAUUCAGAUGAAAGCAUUGAAGAUGCGGAGUCUUCAACAAUUGUGAUGGGAAACAACCAUGUCAAUUUCUCCGCAGAAACUGGUAUCACUGUCAUGUUACUUAAAGGAAAUGUAACAAGCCAUAAUGCAGACGUUCUUAUUAGUCCUGCUAAUCCAUCACUUUGUUACAAAGAGGGACUAUCCAGGCAGAUUCAAGAGACAGGAGGCAGAUCUUUAAAAGAUGAAUGCCUUAUGAUCACUCAAGGACAAAAAAUGUUAAAAUAUGGAGAGGUGCUUGUUACCGGUAGUGGUAAUUUACCUUGCAAAGCUGUUCUUCAUGCUAUUCUGCCCCUGUGGACCGACGACAAGGAGGAUAAGAAAGAGCUGAAGUGCCAAAUCCACGCUUGUCUUAAAAGUGGGCUUAUUUUGGCAUCAGGACACAGACACAGAUCGGUUGCUUUCCCUCUAUUAGGACAGGAGUGGAAUCCCAUCCCAGUUCAAGUGUCAGCAGAGGUGAUCACUCGUGUCAUUGCCACGUUUAGCGAAAGCGUUGGUCCAUUACACAGUGGAGUUACCGAUUUCCACAUAGUAUGUGAAGACGACGCCGCUUUCAAUGUAUAUGUCAAAGAGUUGAGAGAAUUUUUAUUUCGAGACAAACAACGACCACAUUUCGUACAGGCUGAGGACAAAACAGUACCAUAUCAAAGCAUUGAAAGAUAUGACACUGGACUCAAAACAGAUGAACUCUCUUCGCUGAAAGGGACACCUCGUCAGGAAAACCAAAAUACAACCAUGUUACCAGUCUCUAAAACGGAUUUAGCCUCACAGCCAGCCUCAUUUUCUCAUGGCACAGAGAGCAGAAGAAACAAUCUAAUUCAAAACGAAACAAAACCUUGUAAAGCUCUUCCGAAAAAUCAACAAGAUGAUGAUGAUAACAGUGGGCUGAAGAAUGUCAAAGAGGAAGAAAACACUUUUCUUGAGAAUGGAGGAGAAGCUGUAACAAAUCACCCCAAAGACGAAACAAUGUUUACUGAAGCGCUAAAACAAAGUGAAAUAUGUGGAGAAGAAGCCCACCAACAUUCAAAGAGCCCCAAUUCAGAGGAAAGCAUUGAAGAUGCGGAGUCCUCAACAACUGUGAUGGGAAACAACCAUGUCAAUUUCUCCACAGAAACUGGUAUCACCGUCAUGUUACUUAAAGGAAAUGUAACAAGUCACAAUGCAGACGUUCUUAUUAGUCCUGCUAAUCCAUCACUUUGUUACAAAGAGGGAAUAUCUAGGCAGAUUCAAGAGACAGGGGGCAGAUCUUUAAAAGAUGAAUGCCUUAUGAUCACUCAAGGACAAAAAAUGUUAAAAUAUGGAGAGGUGCUUGUUACCGGUAGUGGUAAUUUACCUUGCAAAGCUGUUCUUCAUACUAUUCUGCCCCUAUGGACCGACGGCAAGGAGGAUAAGAAAGAGCUGAAGUGCCAAAUCCACGCUUGUCUUAAAAGUGGGCUUAUUUUGGCAUCAGGACACAGACACAGAUCGGUUGCUUUUCCUCUAUUAGGACAGGAGUGGAAUCCCAUCCCAGUUCAAGUGUCAGCAGAGGUGAUCACUCGUGUCAUUGCCACGUUUAGCAAAAGCGUCGGUCCAUUACACAGUGGGGUUACUGAUUUCCAUAUAGUUUGUGAGGAUGCAGCAAGUUUCAAAGCGUUUGCCAAAGAAUUGGAAGAAUUUUCAUUCCCACAUAAACAACAAAAACAUUUUGUGACAAGAAAAUCACCGGAUGAGAUAUUUUGUCAAAGUGCAGCUUUUUCGAUUAGUCUUAAACCAGAUUCAGUGCCUAAGGAAGAUAAUGGAAUGACCCAAAUGGUCUCACCCAGAGAAGAAAUUGUCACAUCCUUAACUGAAAUUAAAUCAAGUGAAGAGCUAUCCGCCAGGAACGAGGAAAUGACAACGAUCGAAGUAGAUGAUUUUGCGAGGCCUGUGGAAGUUCAAGCGUUCGAAAUACUGGAAGCAACGUCUGGAAGACGCUUACCUCAACUUGUUGGAGAACUAUCUCAAAGUUUCCCCGAUGGAGAGAGUAUAAAGAGGGAAAUGGGGGAGGAGUUGAAAAGGGAUGAAUUUGAAGAGCAGGUCACUGAAAACCAUGAUUUUGAAAAGAAAUCUUCAGCACAACUACAACAGUCUACAGCUGUCGACCCGUUUUCUAAACGAGAAGCGAUGGAGCAACACCACGCUCAGCGCAGCAUAAGACACAUCACAAAUCUUCCUCCGUUAUCAAUGGGCAUGGACAAAAUAAUUCGAAGGAGUUCAAAUUCGUCCUCUCUUCAUGAUGGUGGAAGACUGUUAGAGGGUUUCAUGUCGCCCACUAUUGAGUCCCUCAUUAAUGCCGAUCUUCACCUCGGUGCUCAAGGAUUAAAACUUUUACAUGACGAUGAUGACGAUGUAAAGAAAAAAGAAGACCUGGAGGAAAGCUCUUCGCUUAAUUCACAUGAAAAAAAUUCUUCAACUGCCUCAAGUGUUCCGCACUUAAUUUGCCUUCAGAGCAAUGACAAUAUGCUACACAAUUCUAGAAGGAAAGUUGAAAAAAUCCUUGAUUCCAACAUGGAACUUGAAACUCCUGAUAUUUUGGAAACAACAAUUCAAAACAGUCCUUCAUUGAGGACGAUAGACGACGAAAACGGAUUGCAGACGCUUCCUGAGAAAAAUGGUAGGUGAUGACGUAUUGAGUUUUCCUGGAGUUUAACUUAACCUUGACCCAUCUAGUUGGUCUUAGGAAAUAAAAUAAAAACUGAAAAAAUAUCUGUGCAAAGUCAUAUUAUACUAAACGCAUCAGGCGUGCUACAUAGUUAGGAAAAAUGUUGCGGUUUGUAUCGUACCUGGAUAAUGUUUCUUUUCAGGAAGAAAAGACCAAACUGGGUCUGAUAGAUAUUGUUUUUAAUCAAAUAUAUUUAAAAAUAAACAUUCUUGAUAGAAAUAUUGGUGAUUAAAGUGGCUCAAAAUGGUUUACCUAUUUCCAAAAUUUUAAAGGAAACAGGCGAAAAUAUGUGAUAGUAUUAACUAUCAAGGAAUUGGUGUGAUGAAAAACGAAACCAUCUUGAGUUAUCUUAAAUGGAAUAAGAUUGACUCACAUGUCGUCACGUGUUCUAAUUUUAAACUAAUUAUACAUUUAUCUGUUUCUUAGUUUCAGCAGAAACUGCACAGCUGCAGAGUGCCCGCAUCCUCUGUGCUCUCUGCCAGGAAGCGGUGGAUCAAUUGGCCCCAGAAAAUUCAAACACUUGUGAAAAGCACAAGUUCUGUUACGACUGUAAACAGAAAGCUUUCUCAUUUAGUGAUGACUGUCCCGCUUGUGCUGAUGCAUAUGGCUUGACAAAUCUCAAAAGAGUUGACAUUGCUACCCUCAUACGUAGAUCUGACCAUGAUACCAAAGGUACGUAAGAGACCUAAAUUAAGAUCCCUUGUUUAAUUAUCAGAAUGUUGAGAUGGACCGAACAAAUAAGAUAUUAAUAACUAGCCUCAGACAAAACCGCUGUCAUUCAUUUUUUGAAGGCUCUUUUCUAUGAAUUAUGUUGAUUGAUUUACGAGUUUUGAAUUUUUCUUUGAGACAGUUUCCUAUUGAUUGUUAAGAAUAUGCCCAACCCUAUGUCUAUUUAUUUGUUUUAAUCUCUAUAUUUGUUAAUUUUCACUUUCAAUCUAUUCAUUCACUUUUUCGUUUCACAUACAGACACUCACCCUUCCACAUCCGACUCAAUCCCACUCGUGGAACGCCCCAGCAGUGCCUACAGGUCAGUCGGUCCCCAAGGCAACCAGCCUCCUGGAGAAAUGAUGUGGAAAAAGUAUUCGGAAGAUCUUACUGGUUUCGAAGGUUAUGGCACAAUUGUUACAACUUUCACUUUCUAUGAUGGAGUCCAAAGCCCUGAACAUCCAACCCCAGGCAAAUCAUACAAGGGCAUAUCGUGUAUGGCCUACUUUCCUGACUCGCAAGAGGGAAAACAGGUUCUGAAAUUACUUAGAAAAGCUUUUGACGCCCGCCUGGUAUUUACUAUUUCACAAACUGCUCCCGAAGAGUUCGGUCAGGUGGUGUUGGAUGGAUUAGAACUGAAGACCACAGCUGAAAGUUAUUUCAGGUUAGGGCUCCGUCAAUCCGCUUGGGUCUUCACAUCUGGGGGCCAUCGUUGAUCCAGUUUGAAUCAGGGUAGUUAAAUAUUAUCAACUGUGUUGAUAACGCAAAUUGGUCACCGUAAAGAGUUUCAAAGCUGACGUUUCGAGCGUUAGCCCUUCGUCAUAGCGAAUCAGUCUCGUUCGUUUAGGAAAAGGUAAGGUAUUUUCGGUAAAAAAAAAACAAGAAGCAAUUUCAAAAGAGUAAAACAAUAGCGUAAUUCAGCAAUCUGAAGUGAGUGAAUUUCGAGGAAUGAUUAUAAAAAUUUUCCGCUCCACUCAACGAGAUUUUUCGCAAGGUGUUGGUAAAUAUGAUUGCAUUUUACAUUUAGCAUUUCUUUGGAAUUUUAGGCCUUGUCAAAUCUUGAAAUAUUUUCUCUUCUUAAUUGUAAUCCAGUUUUACCUCUAUAAAUCUUCAGGAAUGGUCAGCCAGACGUCGACUAUUUUUCAAGACUAAAAGGACAGUUGGCAGCUAAAGGAAUUUGCUGA
Pocillopora meandrina is the source of this 10265-nucleotide messenger RNA. NCBI's taxonomy places the organism in Eukaryota, Metazoa, Cnidaria, Anthozoa, Scleractinia, Pocilloporidae. The record is from the annotation of a GenBank genome assembly.